This is a messenger RNA of Molossus molossus (Pallas's mastiff bat), 480 nucleotides long. RefSeq names its product proline rich 15 (gene PRR15). NCBI's taxonomy places the organism in Eukaryota, Metazoa, Chordata, Mammalia, Chiroptera, Molossidae. The coding region runs from base 91 to 480 and encodes 129 amino acids. The transcript has a single exon. The record is from RefSeq and is a predicted model, not a curated record.
AGCGGGAGAAGUUGCGGAGUGAACCCCGGAGACCACCCGGAGAGAGGGGCCUUCCCCACGCGCGACGCCCCGGCCCCGGGCCAGCCGGCCAUGGCCGACAGCAGCGGCAAGGGCAGCUCCGGCCCCUGGUGGAAAUCGCUCACGAACAGCAGGAAGAAAAGCAAGGAGGCCACGGUGGUGGCGCAGCCUCCCGCCCAACCUGCGCCCGCGGAGCCCGCGCCGCCCGCGCCGCCCAGCCCGGACUGGACUGCCAGCUCCCGGGAGAAUCAGCACCCCAACCUCCUCGCGAGCGCCGGGGACCCCUACAGGGCAGACAAGUUGUGCGCGGAGAAAUCGGGCAACAGCCGCCGCAACCUGAAGAUCUCACGCUCCGGGCGCUUUAAGGAGAAGAGGAAAGUUCGAGCCACCCUGCUCCCCGAGGGAGUCAGGUCCCCGGAGGAGGCGGGGUUCCCCAGCGACCCCCAGGACGACAAGCAGUAG